This is a messenger RNA of Rhodofomes roseus, 1140 nucleotides long. RefSeq names its product S-adenosyl-L-methionine-dependent methyltransferase. The transcript is spliced from 5 exons. Gene Ontology annotation, biological process: peptidyl-lysine dimethylation; peptidyl-lysine monomethylation. Gene Ontology annotation, molecular function: protein-lysine N-methyltransferase activity. NCBI's taxonomy places the organism in Eukaryota, Fungi, Basidiomycota, Agaricomycetes, Polyporales, Fomitopsidaceae. The coding region runs from base 115 to 720 and encodes 201 amino acids. The record is from RefSeq and is a predicted model, not a curated record. Gene Ontology annotation, cellular component: cytoplasm.
UCUAAGCUCGGGACGAAGGAACACUGGGAUGGCGUAUACUCCUCAGAGUUCACGAACUUCAAGGAGAUCGGGGACGAGGGCGAAGUAUGGUUCGGCGAAGACAGCGUGGAAAAGAUGGUCGACUGGGCCCUCGAUCACGUCCCGGCCGAUCCGGCCCCAUCCAUCCUCGAGGUCGGCGCGGGCAACGGCAACCUCCUCUUCGCGCUGUGCGAAGCGGGGUUCGCGCCCGGGCGGAUGUGCGGGCUGGACUACAGCGCGGACGCGGUGAAGCUCGCGCGGGCGAUCGCCUCAGCCAAACAGCGGGAACAGGAUGCGGAGGAACACGAGGAGGACGCGAGUGUGAAGGGGCCCGGGGCGAUCACGUUCGCUGUGUGCGACUUCCUCGCAGAAGAUGUGCCUGCGCUGGACGGCGUGGAGGGGACGGCGACUUGGGAUCUCGUCCUGGAUAAAGGUACAUUCGACGCGAUGGCUUUGGUGGGACAGAAUGAUCAGGGCGUGAACAUCGCGGAUGGGUACCCAUCUAGAGUGGGCAGGGUGGUCAAGCCCGGCGGUUAUUUCCUCAUAACGUCUUGUAAUUUCACGGAAGAAGAGCUCAAGGCGAAGUUCGCCACGGCGGAGACUGGCCUGGUGUACCACUCACGCAUACCGUUCCCGAGCUUUUCCUUCGGCGGCAAAAGCGGCAACGUCUACUCCAGCGUCGCAUUUCAUAAGCAACCCUAACCAAACACCACUCAAGCCCUACAGCCCCGCGACGACAUCCAUCCCCGUGCGCAACGUAUCCCUCGCCACCUGACUCGCCCACCUGACAAAGCCCUUCUCGUCGCCCAAGGCCUCCCCGCGGAACGCCUCGCCAAUAAAGAAGAUGAGGCCUACCGCGAGGUUCUGCACCCGGGUCGCCUUGAUGAACACCUCUUCGAGCGGCCCGCGGUUCCUCGUCGGGAGCGCGUUCGGGUCGGCGCUGAGCAGCGGGGUGGAGACUUGUGUGCUGACGAAGACCUGUGUGAGGAGCUCCUUGAGGAAGGUGUGCGACUGGGGCUUGAGCACGGUGAAGUCAACGGGCUGUAUCACGCAUGUCGAUCAAUACACUAGUUCAAAAACACUACAUGAAACAACGGACCUUGAGGAUCGCAAACGUGCAGC